AAUUGCUCUUGUGUUUUUAACGUAAUUCUUUUUUUCGAUAUGUUAAAAAAGGAGAAUAUAUUUUGGUGUGUUCAGUGUAUAGACAGAUGUGCUUUAAAGGAUGAAAUAUAAGUGUUUUAAGCCUUCAAAAGAGAAAGUAAAUUUUUCAACAAGGAAGUUAUUUGCUUCUGAAUAUUAUUCAGUCAUACUUAACAGACGAUGAAGUGAUGACAAAGAAACAAUUAAUUGACCAAAAACAAUAACUCACAUCGAACGUUUUGGGUUAAUUCAUUAUAUAUUAAACUUCCAUGAGCAUUUGACAUGGCAUCAAAGCAAAUUCAGUGUGAAAUGUGCAGUAAUGAAAUUGCAGUUGGAUAUUGCCAAACUUGUGGAUACGUUGGUGAAAAAUGUGUAAAUAUUCACAAGACAGGAAAGAUGUUUCAAACUCAUACUGUCAUUAUGCAUGAGGCUAACAAAAAGCAUACGGAUAGUUCAGGAAAUCCAAAUGUCAAAUUAUGGGACAUCACAGAAGAAAGAUGUAAGCAGCAUCCGACUGAGAAGGCAAUAUUCCUGUGCAAUAUUCAUGAUUCCAUGAUUUGCGGUCGAUGUCUUCAUUCGGAACAUAUUCCUUGUGCAAAAGAAGUCGUUGACUUGUUGCAUGAAGUAGUUAACAUUGACUGCGAGAAAGUCAACACAAUGAAGUCAUUGUUGAUGGAGGUUAAAGAUGAAAUUAUGAUUUUGAAGGAUGAAGCAGAACACUGUAAGGAGAUUUACACGAAAAAUGCUGAUAAAUGUGUGCAAAAAAGUAAAGAAUUAGGAAAUAAACUUAAAGAACGUGUAGAUGAAUUGACAAGAAGCAUUAGAGAUGGAAUAACGGAGAAACAUAACGAAAACUUGACCACUCAUUCCCAUAUUACUACAAUGUGUGAUGAGAAAACCAAGUGGUGUCACGAUGAGGAAAGUAAAAUUGAUGAUUUUGUUGACAAUAAUAUGGCUGGACACUUGUACCUAAUGAGCAGACAUUUUGAGAAAGAGGUUUCGGAUGCCAGAUCCCACCUAAAGGAAAUAAAAUACAAACACACUUUUAAAGGGUUCGACUUCAAAGAAAACAAUGUUAUUCUUAAAUGCGUGUUUGAGGAUUUGGAGGAAGUUUGUGAACAACAAGAAGAAGUUACUGGGAGCGACGAUGGAACUGCCAACGAUGUUGUUGCAUCACUUGCAAAAAUAAACAAGACCCGGCGGGAGCUCACUGCACUGUUGAAUCAACUCAAGCAAGACUUAGAUCAGUCAGAAAAGGCACGGAAUGUACUUUGUGAUGAGCUGAAACAAGUAAAACAAGACAAAGAUAAUUCAGAAAAGAAAAGGAGAAUAUCCGAACAAGAACUAGAGAAAGCAAAACAGGACAUAGAUGAAUUUGAAAAGACAAGGAAUGCACUUUGUGAUGAUCUGAAACAAGUGAAAAAAGACAAAGACAAUUCAGAAAAGAAAAAGAUGAUACUCGAACAAGAAGUACAGAAAGCGAAACAGGACAUAGAGGAAUUGAAAAAGACAAUGAAUGCCUGUUGUGAUGAGCUGAAACAAGUGAAACAAGACAAAGAUAAGUCUGAAAAGAAAAGAAAGAUACUCGAACAAUAAUUAUUGAAAGCGAAACAGGGCAUAGAGGAAUCUGAAAAGACCAGGCAAACACUGUGUGGAGAGCUGAAACAAGUGGAACAAGACUCAGAUAAUUCAGGAAUGAGGAGGUGGUACAUUAGACUACAAUGAAUAUCGACAUACAUUGAAAGCGGAACUGUCAGCCAAGGGUAUCACAAAGGCGGACAUAGAUCAGACGGAGGAACUGUUCGAGACCUUGACUGUCGAUGGUCGGUAACUUGCAUAAGUGCUGUGUUGUCGAAGAACUUACAUCAAAUGCUAAUGUCAUAUAUUCAAACAAAUGCCUGCUGUUAUUGUAUAUAGAAUGUAUAUAACAUGGCAUGCUAACUUGGAACUUUUCUCCCUACCAUCGAGGUUGCUUUUGUGCCUUUAGUGAACUUAGCUUUGAAAUGCUCGUCUAUUAAAGGGAUAGUAAUGGUUAGACUAAACUCUUCGUAAUCGCAUUGAUUUGUUUCAAUACAAACCAUGAUUUAAUUUGUCGAGUUUACCUCGGAUAAUUUUAAUAUUUUAAGAUCAUUAUAAAUAAUAAUUGCUUUAUUGACAUGUGAUUCUUUAUGGAAACAUUUGUAUAAUGUAUAAUGUAUACGAUAUCGAAUAAAUAGAUAUGUUGUGAUUUUGCAAUUUGCAUGUAAAUUAUUUAUCUUUUCUAUGUUUAGAAACGUUUUAUCGCUAUAAAAGCUUAUGUUUCAAAUAGUAUAGGAAUUCGACAAGUAAACAAAUGCUGACUUGACUUAAAGAUUCCGUGUUAAAAAUAACUGUUCGUGGUGGUAGCUGGUGUUUUUAUGAGAUGUUUUUAUCAUACUUGGAACAGAAAAAUGUUGUUAUUACCUAGGGUACAAAUUACUACGUUUGAUGAUUGUUUUUUUAUACUACAUUCUCAGGUUUUAACUUUUCCUAACGAAGAAGCUAUAUUUCGGAGUGAUUUGCUGAAGAAAGCAGAACAAGCAUGAACCG
Messenger RNA from Mya arenaria, 2586 nucleotides. Its product is annotated as structural maintenance of chromosomes protein 2-like. The transcript is spliced from 11 exons. The record is from RefSeq and is a predicted model, not a curated record. Bases 301 to 1614 code for a protein of 437 amino acids. NCBI's taxonomy places the organism in Eukaryota, Metazoa, Mollusca, Bivalvia, Myida, Myidae. Gene Ontology annotation, molecular function: zinc ion binding.